GCUCGUCAAAUUUGAGUUACAAUUGAUUCAAAUCUAUUUUGUUAGUAACAUUUUCAAUUUUUACAAAAAAACACACGGAAAAAGCAUAGAUUUUAGGGUUUAGAAGCUAAAGAUAUUAUUUCGCCUUAUGCGCGACGCGAAAAGCGAGAAGUUAUUAGAAGGGACCGGUAUUUUGGAAACUAGAGCCAGCUCCUUUCGAUUUCAAGGAACGCCUGUCAUUGAUUUUUCGCGAAGUGAAAUUUCCAUAUUCUCUGUUUAUCGAUUUCUCGUCGACAGGGUUACUUCACAGUUAUCAGAGGGAAUUUCCUUGUGACGAGAGGAGUCAGGGUUUGAUGUGACAAAGUAGAAAUCGCCACGGGAGUUAUUUGAAUGACAUUUGAAUGAGAUCGAUUGUUCUAUCUCCGGACGUAGCGCCAAGAGUGCUUUGAGGCCGUUGCCAUGGGAUUUUGUAAAAUGAUAAAGGACUUGCUCAUUAGAUGCUCAUUAGCUUGAGGCUGUGGUUAUCAAUUUAUAUAAUAAAUUUAAAACGAUUUGCGGAUUCCAAGACUCAAAGGGAAAAUACCUGGUAUUGAUGGGAGUUUGGCUCGACAAAGAUUUGAUUUCGCGUGCCGGUAAUGAUGGACGUCAGGUUGUUGUUUAGAAGUCUAUUCAUUGCUUGAAAAGUAGUAAAAUUGCAAUCUAUAUCUGAUCAUAACUCCGCCAUUACGAGAGAGUCAAUUUAAUUCGUUGGUAUAUAUAUAUGGUCUUGGAGUAUCGAUAUGAGCCAGGACUAAACAAGGUCAAGACAAAUUUUACGCUUGUUGCAUUUACAAAUCACUGCAUCGAGCUUGCUGAAAACUCAAGUGGGAGUUAUCUACAUCAAUUAGGAAUCAAUACUGGAGGUUAUAGCUGGGUUGUUAUCUGAAGAUUUGGCUUAGUUAAAUGUCCCGUAUAAGAACAGACCUCCGGGCCACUGUGCCGAGGAGACACUCGCCAACUAAGUUCCCUCCAGUAAAAACAGGAUGGGGAAGAUCGCCCAGCAGUACCUCAAUGGGACACGAACAUGAAUGGGCCACUGAUAUGGUCAUUGGAUUGCAAAUGAAAGCUGGCUCCCCUCCUAAAGAAACUCGACAAACAAUCAGUCCUGCACCAAGAGAAGAAGUCACAACAAUGAAGCCCGCAAAAAGAACUUCUGUACCAAAUACUAUCAAUGUACAGCAAAUAGAAACCUUGAAACAAGAGGUGCAUAAUCUAAAACAGCAGCACCAAGGCUAUCUAGACCGCAUUGCUCAACUUGAAAAGGAGAUAGAGAAAUUAAAAACAAAGAAUGCAGCACAGCACAAGACAAUAGAAAACUACAAGACUGAAGUAAAAAUAAAAAACACCAAAAUUUCAGAACUUGAAGAACAAAUUAAAAACUUUCAACAGCAGAAAUUGAAGUCUCAGAGUCACGAGUCAGACAAUGCUAAAGAAAUUGAAAGACUAAAAGCUGCUCUUGAAGCAAAGAACAAACAAAUGUAUGAUUUAGAAGAAAUUGUUAGGUCCUCAGCAGAGAAAAUGGAACAAAUGAAGAAAGAGUUUGAAGAUGAAAAACAGAGGAUGCAAAAAGAGUUUGAAAAAAAUCUAGAAGAGUCAGCUGCCAACUUCAAAAUAGAGAUAGCUGAAAAAGAUGAGAAAUUGAAUGUGCUCAAAAUGCGCAUGGCUGACGCACUUAAAGAUAACUCCAGGGAGAGACAACACCAACUGGAGGAAUUGACUCGUGAGCUGAAGCGAGUUACUGAAGAAACUGAUGUUUUGCGCUCAAAAAUACAUGCUGCAAAACCUACUCAACAGACUUACUGUCAGAACUGUCCUGAGCUCGAGAAGCAAAUACAGGCGAAGAUACUACAAAUAAGGGAUAAGGACGUAGCUCUUGUUGAGCUGCAGCGGUUGUGUAAUAAGAUGGAGAAACAACUCGUACAACAGGAUGAGCUUCUUCGUCAAUGGGCAAGAAGCAAAGGAAAGGAUAUAAGAUAGACGAGGUAUUCCAUCAAUAUUCUUUAUACGACAGCAGGCGAUGAGGAGUGAAGGGAAGGAAAUGAAAUAGACUCUGACGUCUGAAAUACAGUGCAAUCCGACUUAUUCAGUGGUCAAGAAUAGGUAAAGGAAAAUAUAUGAAAAAACGUUUAAAGUGCUGUAGAACCUCGCUCUCAUCAGUUACCAAGGAGCAAAUGGAAGAAUAUAAGAUAAACUUUGACGUCUAAAAAAGGACUUUUUAUUUUACAUGGUAAACGUCGUACCAUGUGUUCAUGCUCGAGGGUGCAGCGCUUUUUGUGACCUUUGGGAGCUCUCGCAAAGUACGCUGGAUAUUCGAGCAUGACCUUGCGUCACGUUUUCAUUUAUUCACCUGCUUAUAACCCAAACAAACGCAGUAUUUUUAUUAAGUAUGAUGCUAUGCUGGUCAUGGUACAUGAAAUGCAUGGUUCGACAGUUCAGGAUGUGUUGAAAUAGGUGUAUUUGCCGAGCAUAAAGGGCUAUAAGUGAGAUAAUCAUCUCAUUUAAUGAUCAUUUAGCCAAUAUGUGUUUUUUGGUGUGUUUUGCGCCGUUAGCUGGCAGAAGGGCUAUAAAAUGCACAUAACAUUACCAACUAGUUUUUUUCCCCAAUGGUUAUUUGGCAAUAUGUCCGGAUUUAGUUUUUGACGUUUGUAUGUCACAAAUAACAUUAUAGUUGGCCCGAAACUUAGCAUAUCUCUGUAUACUCGAUUUUUACUAUACAUCCUUCUAAUUUAUAGUCA
This is a messenger RNA of Nematostella vectensis (starlet sea anemone), 2753 nucleotides long. RefSeq names its product ELKS/Rab6-interacting/CAST family member 1. Lineage: Eukaryota; Metazoa; Cnidaria; Anthozoa; Actiniaria; Edwardsiidae. The record is from RefSeq and is a predicted model, not a curated record. The transcript is spliced from 6 exons. Bases 922 to 1995 code for a protein of 357 amino acids.